AUGUCCAGAGAACAACGAUUAAAACAACUUGAAGAUGCAAAACAAAGAUUUCUUAAAAAAGACGAAUCAUUAGACAAAAUUCUUGGGUCAUUAGGUUGGAAUCGUGAGAAUGUUAAGCAAUGGCAAGAGACACAAGCAAAACUCAAAACCUGCCCCUUUAACCGUCGGCACCGUGUCCCUGCAGCCUCCUUUAAAGCGCACAGUCGCUCUUGUCUUUUGAAGAGUCGUGGCAUACGCGGCAUCUCAAAUGAGCCGGAGCCUCCUAGCUCACUCUUCUAUUACCAAAAGGCACCUUUUGUAGUGUCUUUCGUUGACAAGAACACACAAUUUUCGGAUACGGCCGGAAACGGUUAUGCUGUGUACCCUCUCCCUGUGUCAGGUUCGCGGCCCCCGACUGCCUUUGAAGCCUUGGAACCAACACCGAUGUCCGUUCAAGCACGCGAUCGAGAAUAUGUCGAAUGCGUUCUAAAGGCCCAGGAGAUUCGGCAACGGAAUCAGGUGAAACACCUAGACCUUGAUCGAGCGGGAUUCGAGCAAGUAGUUGAAAAAGCAAAACAGCUCCAAGCCCAAAAAGAGGUACAGGCAAAUGAAGUAUCCACAUCCCAGUUUGCAGAAAAUAGAGAUUAUAGGCGGAGACCAAAGGCUUACCGGGUUAGCUUGACACAAAGAACUCCCACUCAGAUCCAAAAACAACUCGUAGAAGCCUAUAUGCAGGACUUUGAGUUAUGGCAAAAGUAUAAACAGGAAUCUUCCUAA
Phycomyces blakesleeanus NRRL 1555(-) is the source of this 756-nucleotide messenger RNA. RefSeq lists its product as hypothetical. The record is from RefSeq and is a predicted model, not a curated record. The coding region runs from base 1 to 756 and encodes 251 amino acids. Lineage: Eukaryota; Fungi; Mucoromycota; Mucoromycetes; Mucorales; Phycomycetaceae. The transcript has 5 exons.